GCUCUUGUCAAUGUUAACGAAAAGGUUAUUUUUUACCAUGAUCGACACAGUGAUUGAUUUUCAUUCAAACAAGACAAACGAUAACUUCGAAUAUAUUACCAGAUUGUUGCACUCACUGUAUAUAAUUCGAUAUACAUAUAUUUCAUUUCUUUUAUUUGCAAAUCAGCAUUUAAAAUGCCUUUGACAAUCAUAACCCGAACAAAAUUGAAUGUAAUGGCUAUCAACAUUUGAGUGAUAAACUCACUGUUUUUUAACAGCGGGUGUCAAACGUAUGAUUGGUAAUGAAAAUUAAUUGCUUUUUCAAUAUUAACCUAGAUAUAAGGGCUUGAACAAAAUGAAAAGUUUAUUUGAACUAGACAUGUUCCGUUGAUAUUGUGUGUAUCAACUACACACCUAUCUUGAAUAGGUUUUCGUAGUUGCAGAUCAUUCAACAGUGGAACAUUCUGAUUUUUAUCCAACUAAAGCAUUUUGUUGAAUAGACUGAUUGAAUACGAGUAAAAUUUCAGUUUAAUCAAAUAUUAUCGGUGUUGGGGAAGUUACCUUAAAUAAUCAGAUUUAGAAUGUAUUCUUGAAACAAAUAAACUCAUUGUGAUAAAUUUGUUGCUGUUUUCAUGCGAUUAUUUUUCCGGAUUUAAAGCAUAGAGACAUUCACGUUUUGACAAGUGCAUUGUUUAUACAAACAGUAUGAAUACAGAGACAAUCAGAAAGAAACAUACUCAGUUUACUGUAACUGAGGUUUUGGAUUCGGACAUACAGAAAAGUAAAAACAGUGAGCAUGAAGAUGGUAAUAAACAUGACAAGGUCUCUGACAGUGUUGAAUGUGAUCUAAUUGACAAUGUUGACACCCAAGCCCCACUAACAGAUACAUUGACGUCAUCCACUUUAACAGCAAGACUCUCCAGUAAAUGGCAGGAACUGUCUAGAAGAAUUAAAGGACAAGGAUAUAAGACCAGAUUCCGGAAAAGACUAGUUUCUAAAUGGGAGAGUCUGAAUUUUGAUACAAUCGAGAAUAAGCUUCAUCAACAGCACAAGGUCAAACCUAAUGAAAAAAAAGAGAUAUUAUAUCGCUGGUUGAUGGCGUUCUUCACAGGCCUGUUAACAGCUAUUCUAGCUUCAACUGUCCACAUUCUUGUCGAAACCAUUGGGCAUGCUAAAUUUGAUUUUUUACAAAACUACAUUGAUAGAUGUUCUAAUGAAGAGUGCCUGUGGCAGCCAGCGGUGACAUGGAUUGUUAUAAAUGUGGUUGUAUCUUGCUGUGGGGCUGCACUGAUUGUAUAUUUUCAGCCAAUGGCAUUUGGUGGUGGUAUACCAUAUAUCAAAUCGUACCUGAACGGAGUAAAGAUCCCCGGAUUGCUGACAUUAGAAUGUUUUCUAGCAAAAGUAGGGGGUGUGAUUAUGUCUAUUCUAGGAGGCCUAGCAUGUGGAAAGGAGGGACCUAUGGCUCAUUCUGGAAGCAUAAUUGCAGCAGGUAUUGGAAAAGGUAGACUAAGGCUACCAUGUGGAAGGAAAAGAGUUUCUAUAUACGCUGGAUUUCUGGAUGAUCAUGAAACCCGGGAUUUUGUAUCUGCGGGCGCUGCAGCUGGGGUGUCUGCGGCGUUUGGGACACCAGUCGGUGGGACACUGUUCUCGUUAGAAGAAGCUGCUAGUUUCUGGAGUAAUGCACUGACUUGGAGAGUAUUUUUUACAGCUAUGAUUGCGUGCUUCUUCACUAAUUUAAUGCUCAGUAUAUUCCACGGCACACCGUUACGUUUGUCAUCCCCGGGCUUGGUGAGAUUCGACGUAUUUCCAAAUUUGGAGUUUGAUCUGAUAGAAAUACCAGUUUAUUUGUUGAUGGCCGUUAUAGGAGGUCUGUUAGGUGCCGCCUUUGUUGUUAUCAACUACAAAUUAACCGUUUUUAGAAAUAGAUUUGUCAAGUUAAAGUGUAUGCGAGUGUUAGAAGCUGGGUUAGUAGCAGCGUUAGCUGGGCUUGUAUCAAUUAUCUUGAUAACUAACAUUAAUGCAUGCACCAACAAGAAACCGUACGACGAUCUAGCCAUUGUUGCUCAAGUUAAAUGUCCAGAAAAUGAACACCAUUCUCUUUCAACAUUGAUUUUAGCAACACCAGAAGGAUGUCUGAAGGCCCUUCUUAACGACCCUUUUGAUUCAUAUGGAGCGGUGUCGUUAUCGUUGUUUGUUGUCGCUUUCUUUUUCCUGGCUGUAUUGACGUAUGGUUUAAGUGUUUCUAGAGGUGUAUUUAUACCUUGUCUGGUAAUCGGUGCAGCAUGGGGACGGCUGUUUGGAUUAGCUGCUAUGUAUAUUCUCCCAGGUGACAAGGAACAAUAUACGCAUAUAGGUAAAUAUGCUUUAGUCGGUGCAGCAGCUCAACUUGGUGGUGUUUUAAGGGCAACCAUCAGUUUAUCUGUGAUGAUCAUAGAGUGUACGGGAGAAGUUUCUUUCGGUCUUCCAAUUAUUCUUGUACUAAUGAUCUCGAAAUGGGUUGGAGAUUUUAUAUCUACGGGCUUAUACGACAUGAAUAUAGAAGUUCUUGGACUACCUCUGUUACCAUGGGACCCACCACCAUUCUGCCAUAAUGUCAAAGCUAGUGACAUCAUGAAUUGUCCGGUGUCGUCAUUUAGAAAGGUUGAGAGGGUGGGAGAUAUUGUACAAACACUUAGGAAUGAAACAUUCUGUGGGUUUCCAGUCGUUAGCAAUAGUGGAAAGGUACCAUGUAAAAUGUCUGGUCUGAUACUGCGGUCUCAACUUGUUGUGUUGCUGAAGUAUAAGGUGUUUUGUCAGCAGCUUGAUCAGCAGCCCAGCAGUGUUAGACUUAAAGAUUUUCAAAAAUAUGAUCAGCAUUUGAAAAUUGAGAAUGUUGUUGUGUCCGACGAGGAGAUGAAUUAUUUGAUGGAUCUAAGACCGUAUUAUUCACCUAGCCCAUAUACUAUUGGUCCGAUGUUUUCUCUUCCACGACUAUUUAGACUUUUCCGUGGUUUGGGACUCCGUCACUUGGUAGUUGUAAACGAUAGUAAAGAGCCUAUUGGAAUGAUAACAAGAAAAGAUUUGGCGAAAUUCCGAGUUGAAUCACAUCGAGGUCUACUGAAAGUUGAACAACUUAACAUAGAAGAUAAAUAACAACAGUGACAUAUUGUUAACACUUGUAAUGACACUAUACUACGACUUUACAAUUUUAGUUCAUGCUGAAUUUCUGAUUAUUUCAAAGGAAAAUGUUUUCUUUUUAAUAUUAUUCAAAGUUAACUUACGGUAACUAACAUGGCACAACUGCAAUUGAUAUGAUUUGACUAACAGGUCAGCUUCACACAUGUCAAAUACAAAUUUCUGGUACAGUGUACCAGUGUACUAUCAAACUGCAAACAAAAUAUAUUCUACUCUAUAAAUCAUUGUUGUUGUUUUUAAAGGCACAUUAUGCCUCAGAAAUGAAUAAUUUUUCCCAACUUUAGAAAGAGCAAACAUGAGUUUUACAAUGUUUAAAUCAUGGUUUUAGAACGUGUCAUUUAAAGAAAGUAUAGCACUGAUUGGGGAAUUAUUUGUCAUUAAAGUAGCAAAAUGUAAACAAAGUAGUAUUUUGACUUCCGUACAAAAUAAAUUUAGCUACAUGUAUACUAAUUAAAACAAGAGCACCGCUAGGCGGAGCAUUAUAUGCCCGAAAGUGUUUUUUUUUCUUUACUAAGGAUGAAGCAUUUGUAAGAUAUUACAUAAACUAAAUAAACUAUUACCUCUUUCAAAUAGCAAUCCUCCUAUAAAGUUUGAAUAUUGUGGGCCAAAUGGAACUUCAGUUAUGCUCUGGAAACUGUUUUUAGUUUUGAGGUAAUAGCUACCUUGAACUUUGACCGUGUGACCCCAAAAUCAAUAGGGGUGUUCUACCCAAUAUGGACAAUCAUCCUAUGAAGUUUCAACACUAUGGGCC
Messenger RNA from Ruditapes philippinarum (Manila clam), 3904 nucleotides. Its product is annotated as H(+)/Cl(-) exchange transporter 7-like. The coding region runs from base 685 to 3111 and encodes 808 amino acids. Gene Ontology annotation, molecular function: voltage-gated chloride channel activity. The transcript has 23 exons. Gene Ontology annotation, biological process: chloride transport; transmembrane transport. Gene Ontology annotation, cellular component: intracellular membrane-bounded organelle; lysosomal membrane. The record is from RefSeq and is a predicted model, not a curated record. NCBI's taxonomy places the organism in Eukaryota, Metazoa, Mollusca, Bivalvia, Venerida, Veneridae.